UCUUCUCUCUUUCAUCAAAUUCCAUAUGUAUCCCUUUGACCUCAGAUUCUUUUACGCCUCACAUGGGUACCCUAGAUCCACCAAAGAUGCUUCGUCAUCCUACCUGCUUCGACUUUCCACCGUUAGUUUAUUAAUGCAUGGGUGGUAGAAUCCUCAGAUCUCGCCAUUUUCAUCACUCCAAAUUUCGGCCUUCGAGACGUACUCAUCAUCGCAUGAAGAUGAAAACAAGGAAGAUCUUUGGGAUAUCUCUCUCCCUCAUUCUCAUCAACUUGGCUGCUAUUAUGGAACGUGCUGAUGAGAAUCUCCUUCCUUCUGUUUACAAAGAAGUCAGUGAAGCUUUCAGUGCUGGGCCUACAGAUCUUGGAUAUCUUACAUUCAUACUGAAAUUGUUCCAGGCACUGGGAUCACCUUUGGCUGGUAUAUUAGUUCUUUAUUAUGACCGCCCCACCGUUCUUGCGAUAGGCACUGUUUGUUGGGCUUUAUCUACUGCUGGAGUAGGUGCUAGCCAGUAUUUUGUGCAGGUUGCUUUCUGGAGGGCCAUAAAUGGUAUUGGGCUGGCCAUUGUUAUACCAGCACUACAGUCUUUCAUAGCUGAUAGCUAUCUGGAUGGUGUUCGAGGGAGAGGAUUUGGAUUGCUAAGCCUUGUUGGUUCUGUGGGUGGAAUAGGAGGUGGUGCUGUGGCAACAGUUAUGGCUGGUCAGGAAUUUUGGGGAAUACCUGGAUGGCGUUGUGCGUUUAUUAUGGUGGCAUUAUUGAGUUCACUGAUUGGGCUCCUGGUCUUUCUGUUUGUUGUUGACCCAAAGAGAACACAUACUGUUACUCACGAGACUGGGGACAUUUCUGAGAGGAACAUAUUGAUACCAAAGCCCAGUUCCCUGUCGGCUUGGAUGGAUUCCUGGACAGCUAUGAAAUCUGUUAUAAAAGUUCAAACAUUUCAGGUUAUUGUCCUGCAGGGUGUCGUUGGUUCUGUACCAUGGACUGCCAUGGUUUUCUUCACAAUGUGGUUUGAAUUAAUUGGUUUUGAUAAUAAUGAGUCAGCAACCCUCAUUAGCCUUUUUGCUAUUGGAUGUGCUAUUGGGAGCCUCCUCGGUGGAUUAAUAGCAGAUCAUAUGUCUCGCCUCUACCCAAACUCUGGCCGUAUCAUGUGUGCCCAGUUCAGCGCUUUCAUGGGAAUCCCAUUCUCAUGGUUCCUCCUGAUGGUGAUCCCACAGUCAGUCAGCAGCUGGUACAGCUUUGCCACUACCCUUUUCCUUAUGGGUCUCACCAUCAGCUGGUGUGCAAAUUGUGCAAAUAAUCCCAUGUUUGCUGAGGUUGUCCCUGCAAAGCAUAGGACCAUGAUAUAUGCAUUUGAUCGUGCCUUUGAAGGAUCGUUCUCUUCAUUUGCAGCCCCCAUUGUUGGAAUGGUUGCAGAGAAGGUUUAUGGCUAUGACUCUAAAUCUGCAAAUCUAGUGUCAGGAUCAGCCAAGGAGGCCUUUGCUCUCUCGAGGGGACUUCUCUCAAUGAUGGCAGUUCCCUUUGGUCUGUGCUCCUUAUUCUAUACCCCAUUGUAUCGGAUAUUUGGGCGGGACCGUGAUUCUGCUCGACUUGUAAAUUCGAAAGAGCAAGAGAUGACAUGAUGAUUCAGUUAACUUCUAGCCCUCAUCAACUGAGAUGGCAACAUGAGGAUGUGGAUUCAUACUCUUAAUAUAUUCAGAUUGUGAGCCUAGGACUCGAAGCAAUGCAAAUGCCAGUGCCUUCACAAUCUCAGUUGCAUCCACAGAAAUUUUGCUGUAGAUUUCUUGGUAUUCAGUGCCAGGUAUUCU
Telopea speciosissima is the source of this 1802-nucleotide messenger RNA. Its product is annotated as multidrug resistance protein 2-like. The record is from RefSeq and is a predicted model, not a curated record. Gene Ontology annotation, cellular component: membrane. Bases 138 to 1616 code for a protein of 492 amino acids. Gene Ontology annotation, biological process: transmembrane transport. Lineage: Eukaryota; Viridiplantae; Streptophyta; Magnoliopsida; Proteales; Proteaceae. The transcript has 4 exons. Gene Ontology annotation, molecular function: transmembrane transporter activity.